Messenger RNA from Gastrolobium bilobum, 2612 nucleotides. RefSeq names its product zinc finger CCCH domain-containing protein 5. The record is from RefSeq and is a predicted model, not a curated record. Gene Ontology annotation, cellular component: U2AF complex; spliceosomal complex. Gene Ontology annotation, molecular function: metal ion binding; pre-mRNA 3'-splice site binding. The transcript has 8 exons. Gene Ontology annotation, biological process: mRNA splicing, via spliceosome. The coding region runs from base 8 to 2044 and encodes 678 amino acids. Lineage: Eukaryota; Viridiplantae; Streptophyta; Magnoliopsida; Fabales; Fabaceae.
UUUCAGUAUGGAAGAAAGAGAGGAAGAGACGAAGAAGGAGAUGAGUCGAAAGGAGAAGCGAAAAGCAAUGAAGAAAAUGAAGCGGAAGCAGAUUAGAAAGGAGAUGGCGGAGAAGGAGCGGCAGGAGGAAGAGGCGCGUCUCAACGAUCCCGAGGAACAGAGGAGGAUGCAGUUGAUGGAGCAGCAAGAGGCUGAGAGGAUCCAAAGGGACAUUAAAGAGUUCGAGGAGAGAGAGAGGGCUUGGAUGGAGAACAUGAAGAUGAUCAAGGAACAAGAAGAAGAACGCACCGCCAAGCUUCUCCAGCAAUCCGAAUCCAAGACUGACGGUGACGCUGCUGCUGCUGCUGAUGAUGAUCAAUACGAAUAUGUCGACGAAGAAGGUCCUCCACAGAUUAUUUGGCAAGGAAAUGAGAUCAUCGUCAAGAAGAAAAAAGUCAGGGUUAGGGUUACCGUUCCACCUCCAAACAAGGAACACGAGGAACAGGAACUGGAACAGGAACAUCAUCAGGAACAGGAUGCUGAUAAUCGACCUACAUCAAAUCCCUUUCCCCCGCAAUCACCCCCUCAACAGUUGCUCGACAAUGUUGCUCAACAAAUACCAAAUUUUGGAACUGAACAGGACAAAGCUCAUUGUCCUUUUCAUUUAAAAACCGGAGCAUGUCGUUUUGGUCAGCGUUGUAGCAGAGUCCAUCUUUACCCUGAUAAGUCAUGCACCUUUCUUAUCAAAAACAUGUACAAUGGUCCUGGCCUUUCUUGGGAGCAAGAUGAUGGCCUUGAGUGUACAGAUGAGGAGGUUGAACGCUGUUUUGAGGAAUUUUAUGAGGAUGUUCACACAGAGUUCCUGAAGUUUGGAGAAAUUGUCAACUUCAAGGUGUGUAAGAAUGGUUCAUAUCACUUGCGAGGAAAUGUCUAUGUACAGUAUAAAUCUUUGGAUUCUGCUCUGCUUGCUUAUAACUCAGUUAAUGGUCGCUACUUUGCUGGGAAACAGGUAAGUUGUACAUUUGUUAAUUUGACCAGAUGGAAGGUUGCCAUAUGUGGCGAGUAUAUGAAGUCUGGUUUCAAGACUUGUUGCCGUGGAACAGCUUGCAAUUUUAUCCACUGUUUCCGUAAUCCUGGUGGAGACUAUGAAUGGGCUAAUUUGGACAAACGGCCUCCAAAACAUUGGGUAAAAAAGAUGGUCGCUUUAUUUGGUUAUUCUGAUGAUUAUGAGACCUCAAGGGAGGAAGGAAACUUGAGUGUGCUGAAGAACUCCAGCAACAUGUCAAUAGCAGAUUCUGACAGGUAUCACUCAAGAAGAUCAAGAUCUAGGAAUAUGGAUCGAUUAAAUAGUGGUCGUUAUGGCAGAAGCAAACAUGAAGAUGAAAGAAUGCAAAGAACUCCGGAUGAGGAAUGGAAUGCCAACUUUAAAGACAAUCGUAAAAGAAAAUGGCGAGGCAGAACUCCUGAUACUGAUAAAGAGGAAGAUAGUGAAAAGUACCAUGAUCACGCUAGGAAAAGCUCCUUUAAUAGGAACAAGGAUGAUAUUGGCAGAAGCCUUCAAGAGGAUUCUGAUUUGGAUUGUGCUACUAUAACUAGAAAACAGCAUGGCAGAAGAGAAGGAAGAAACUCACGAAAGUGGAACAGGGAUAGGAGUGACUGGAUUUAUGAGGCUGGAUUAGAUGAGGAUAUAGACAGAGAAAGGCGCAAUAUUGGCCAAAGGAAAAGCUCAAGACAUCAGAGCAGGGACAACAGUAAUGUAAUUGGUGAAUCUGAAUCUGAGAAAGAUUUGCUUGAUAGAGGAGACAUGGAAGCACAACAUGAUGGCUCUAGGAAAAGCUUGAGACUCAGAAGAUCUGGUCUUCAGGAAGACUAUAAAGACUAUGAGAAUGAAAAUGACAAUGUCGAUGGAGGUUGGUCUAGGUGGAAGAGUGACAGACGAGCAUAUCAUCGCAAAAAGAAGAGCUUAAAAAACCAGAAGAAAUCGGAUUCCAUCAAUGGAGACACUAAGAAUGCAAGUCAGGAGAGCAGUGGAGAGUGGUAUGGUAAAGAACUGAAGCGGGGAUAGACAUCGUCAUGAAAGCAAAGGAAGAUAUAAUUACUUAUAACACACUAAAGAAUCUAAAUUUUUUUAUUAUAUUGAGAAGACUGGUUAUGAUCUUAAUAUUGGUAGAACAUGGUUAAGCAAUGACUGAGGAAGGGCUGUGACUCCAGAAAAUAGUUGCAGACAGAUGAAUUUAGUGUCAGGGUUAUAUGAUGUUUGACAGGAUGUUUUCUAAUGUGAUGGUUUUGCUAGAAGGUAUUUUAACGCGUAAUAAUCUUUUCCAAGGCUUUCUAGUUUUCCUAGAAAAGUCCAUUUCUUAAGGAUUUAGGAAGAGUGGGGAUUAGAAGAGCCUUAGUUUUGUUGCUUGGGAUUCUCAACUCUCUUCAUUGCUUGAGAAUUGCGACUUUGGUACUGAGACACUCCUAAUUCUACUUGUAUGAUAUUCUCAGUACUUGUUAGUUAGACUUCAGUCAAGUCAAAAUUUAUUUAUUUAUUUAUUCAUUUUGUUUGGACUAAUGCACUUAACGGGAGUGCUAUCUCGUUGUCCUUGUGUUAUCCGAGCUUUGGAAGCAGUUGUAAUGUUUUCCUGCCA